UCUUCCAAACGAACUAUUAACGUAAUGCAAAUGUUGUGUCGGUUUCACGCAUCUUGUGUCUUGUAACGUUAAUAACUUGCUUUUAUCAGUCAGUAGCAAUGGCAUUGACAGAACUGUACAUGUUUUUAGUAUUAAUGAUAUUUACAAUUCUUCCAAACGUUUGGCAAGCGGACGGGAACACUGGCGAGGAGUCUUUGGAACGCUACAAAAUCGAUGGAAAAGUGUUCAUACAAGGCUUCAAACCAGCUGACUGGAUUUCUCAAACCAAAAUUCUUGUAGAUGGUGGGAAUUACAUUGGCUUUCUCAAAAGUGAUGGUAGCUUCACUGUAAACAAUGUUCCGGCUGGUUCAUAUGUAGUAGAAGUUAUGUCACCAAACAACCUCUUUGAGCCUGUCAGAGUUGACAUCACCAGAACAAAGGGUAAAAUCAGGGCAAGAAAAGUCAACUUUCUUCAGAAUUCAGUUGUUGCCACUGUCCCCUACCCUCUAAAAUUCAAAGCGAAAGAACCAGCACCAUUUUUUGAGAAGAGGGAACAGUGGAAAGUCACUGAUAUGCUUUUUAAUCCCAUGGUUCUGAUGAUGGUUUUGCCGCUCCUCUUGUUGUUAGUUUUGCCAAAACUUAUCAACAGUCAGGAUCCAGAAACACAAAAGGAAAUGCAAUCCUCAAUGAACAUGUUUAACCAGUCAAAAGAUCUACCUGACAUCUCAGAUUGGUUUGCAAAGAACUUCUCAUCUGGCAGUAAGAAAAAAACAACCAGCAAAACUGCACAAAAGAAAGCUGUGGUAGGGAGUGCAAGAAGACGUUGAGUUCAUUUGUAAAUUUUGCAUCAAUGUUCCAUGAUAAGAUUUGGCUUCAUACUGUCUGCAAGGAUCUUUCCAACUAACAAUAGACACUUUUGGUAACAAUAUGAAACUACAGCACUGUAUAACGAGAGUGUGGUCUGGGCACUAAAGUUGACAUGACUUGUACUAUUAAAUUUCUUUGUUUUAUAACAAAUCGCAUGUGCAGUUCACCUCAUCAGUUCACCUCAUCAGUACACUUUUGAACUUAUUUAUUGAUUACUCAAAGUACAAAGACAAUUUCAUAAACCAAAUGCUAACUUACAAGCAUGGAAUACUUGGGAUGAAUUAUACAUGUACUUUAUCUUUUUCCUUAAAACUAUGAUUCAUAGUGCUGUAGAGCUAUACAGAGGAGUUUUUAAGUCAA
This is a messenger RNA of Stylophora pistillata, 1206 nucleotides long. Its product is annotated as endoplasmic reticulum membrane protein complex subunit 7. Gene Ontology annotation, molecular function: carbohydrate binding. The record is from RefSeq and is a predicted model, not a curated record. Gene Ontology annotation, cellular component: EMC complex. Lineage: Eukaryota; Metazoa; Cnidaria; Anthozoa; Scleractinia; Pocilloporidae.